UCGGUUGAUCAGUCAAUUCAGGACUGUACAACGGCUCUUCGCAUAUUGAAUUUUUGCAGCCGCACAGUCCAGCAAGAUAUGGCUGCAAAGUCAAGAAAGACCUCCCCGCCAUCAGAGGAUCCUUUUACAGACAAUAACACUCCUAAAAUGGCCGUGAAGGCUAGAGACGAAUCAGCCAUUGCAUCCAGUAUUUCUUUCCGAGAAUCCGAAUGGAGCAUCGCUCAAAAAAUGGCUUCGUGUCUCUUACAGCUUACUGAACUGCAUCUGGUUCGCGGCUCCUGGCGUGAUGCUCAAUAUUAUCUUGAAAAGGGACAAGAACUGGGCGAGAGGUUGCACUCUCAAAUCAUGAAGUUCAAAUUCUUGGUAGCUUUCAGUGAUUACAAUUUGCGAUGCGGAUCACCAAACUCAAGUAUAUUGAACUUGAAGGAUGCUAGGGAAAUUCAGCCUGAGGGCGACAUAUAUCUUCGUGAGGAUGCAGAACUAUAUAUGGCAGCUGGCAAUGUUGAUGCGGACCAAGGGUCUCUAAGCGAUGCUAUCAAGUCGUACGACGUUGCUGAGGAAAAUUUUCAAAAGAUCCUUGACGCUGUAUAUAUUGCUACCAUUGAAGGCUUGGUCCAUAGGUAA
This is a messenger RNA of Zychaea mexicana, 624 nucleotides long. RefSeq lists its product as uncharacterized. The transcript is spliced from 3 exons. NCBI's taxonomy places the organism in Eukaryota, Fungi, Mucoromycota, Mucoromycetes, Mucorales, Lichtheimiaceae. The record is from RefSeq and is a predicted model, not a curated record. The annotation marks the transcript as partial. Gene Ontology annotation, molecular function: protein binding.